AUGGAGGAGGUGAUGGAGGAGGUGAUGGAGGAGGUGAUGGAGGAGGAGAUGGAGGAGGUGAUGGAGGAGGUGAUGGAGGAGGUGAUGGAGGAGGAGAUGGAGGAGGUGAUGGAGGAGGAGAUGGAGGUGAUGGAGGAGGUGAUGGAGGAGGUGAUGGAGGAGGAGAUGGAGGAGGUGAUGGAGGAGGAGAUGGAGGUGAUGGAGGAGGUGAUGGAGGAGGUGAUGGAGGAGGUGAUGGAGGAGUGCUCUCUCUUGUGUUUGGGGCCGUGGGCUCUGGCUUUGACCAUCUGCCUCGGCACUGUCCACACCGAGACGAGAACUGUCCGGCCAGAAAGAGCGAGGGAGGGCCAUCUCAGUGACACUUUGCUGGAGGUGGUGGGUCUGGAGGGGGCCAUCGAGAUGGGCCAGAUCUACACCGGACUGAAGAGUGCGGGACGGAGACUGGCCCAAUGCUCCAGCGUCACCCUCAGGUCUGUGCCUCCUACCCUUCCCUACCCUACCAUAACCAUAACCCUGCCAUAA
Knipowitschia caucasica is the source of this 522-nucleotide messenger RNA. The record is from the annotation of a GenBank genome assembly. NCBI's taxonomy places the organism in Eukaryota, Metazoa, Chordata, Actinopteri, Gobiiformes, Gobiidae.